AUGAGCAAUAGGGCAUCCGGAACCUUUCCAAGCCAAACAGAGGUGAAUCCAAGGCAUCAAGAGCAUGCUAAAGCAGUACACAUCUUAAGAAGUGGUAAACAAGUUGAUAACAAGGUUGGAGAAGUCAAUGAAGAGCAAGAAGAUGGAGAAAAUGUGGAGAUCAUUCAGCCACCACAUGGGCAGCCCACAGCUUCCAACAAACAGUCCCUCAAUCCUUCUGGAAAGAGCACAAACCCUAAGGUGCAAAUCAACAUCUCAUUGCUCAAUGCCAUUGCUCAGAUUCCAAAGUAUGCAAAAUUUUUGAAGGAUCUAUGCACUAACAAGAGGAGAUUCAAAGAGCAUGAACAAGUUGCAUUGAGUGAAGAGGUAAGUGCAGUGUUACAAAGAAAGCUACCUCCAAAGCUAAAGGAUCCAGUUAGUGAUUUUAAGUUUGAAAAAGCUUUGCUUGAUCUUGGUGCUUCUAUAAACCUUAUGCUAUAUCAUGUUUAUGACAAACUUAACCUUGGUGAGUUGCAAGCCACAUCUGUGAGCAUUCAAUUAGCAGAUAGAACUAUUAGGUACCCUAAGGGCAUUCUAGAAGAUGUUUUGGUGAAAGUGGAAGAGCUAAUUUUGCCAGCAAAUUUCUUGGUGUUGGAAAUGGAAGAAGCACCAAUUCAUGACAAUCAGUUACCAUUCAUUCUAGGUCGGCCAUUCAUGGCAACUGCCGGUGCUAUUAUUGAUGUGAAGAAGGGUACAUUGACCAUGACUGUGUUUAUUGAGACAAUAGCAUUCAAAGUGUUUGAAGCCUCCAAGUUUCCAAGUGAUGAGCAUGAAGUUUUCUAG
Prunus armeniaca (apricot) is the source of this 822-nucleotide messenger RNA. NCBI's taxonomy places the organism in Eukaryota, Viridiplantae, Streptophyta, Magnoliopsida, Rosales, Rosaceae. The record is from the annotation of a GenBank genome assembly.